This is a messenger RNA of Patella vulgata (common limpet), 2454 nucleotides long. RefSeq names its product contactin-associated protein-like 4. The record is from RefSeq and is a predicted model, not a curated record. The transcript is spliced from 4 exons. The coding region runs from base 149 to 1324 and encodes 391 amino acids. Lineage: Eukaryota; Metazoa; Mollusca; Gastropoda; Patellidae.
GUCAACUCCGGAGGUAUAACAAAAUCAAUUGUCAAAGCAGCAUUUAGUAACUGGAUUAGACGAUUAUAUGGAAUACAGGUUACUUGAAGGAUUUAUUUCUGGCGACGUUUCCACGACAUAUAACUUAACUGCAUUGUAAAUUACGGCCAUGGCUCAUCUGGUAACGCUGGUCCUGAUUAUGUCUAUGUCGGUUGUUUGGGCCACAAACAAAAUGUGUGCAAACCUGGACACUUUUGGAUAUGAAGUUUCAAGAAACACUUUCCGUAAUGGAGAAACUAUUUUAACAGUUGAAGAAAGUGAAUUGGUCACGUGUAUGCGAACGUGUCUUCAAUAUAGCCUGUGCUCAUUUAUCAAUUUUAAUACUGAGUUGGGUGUGUGUCAUUUAAUGACACCAAAAGACAAUUUGAUGACUCAAGAAGGCACCCCGACCACAGUCCAAUCUCUGGCUGUAGUGUCCAGCAUGGCGAGUUCAUGGACCAAGGAUAUAUUGCGCGGUCCGUGUUUCAUUCACAGUUGUCCGAAUAAUACCCAUUGUAUCGUCAACGAUCAAGAAUUAGGCAAAUGUGAAGUUAUUGGUUGUGUGGGUGCACCAUCGGUAUCAUAUAUUAACCAAAGCGCCUUUCAGAUCAAGACUAUGUGGCAUAUAGACGAGGUUGUCAUGUUACCGUGUUUAUAUGAAUCUUCAGGGUCAGCGAAUUGUACUUCUGGUGGAUCCUGGUCUGAAUUUGAAUGUCAACGAGUUCCACCGACUGACUGUUCCGAUGCCGUUGAUAAAAAUUACACUGUAGGGACUACUCCGAUCAUUAUUGACGUUGAUGGCAAUGGUCCAUUAGAGCAAGUAGAAGUUUCUUGUGAUGGCAAGUUUACAGUUAUUGGCCACAAUACCACAAAUAGAACAUAUAUAAACGACUACGAGCAGAAAUAUUCGUAUAAACUUGAUUUACAUUACACAGUUUCAUUGCAACACAUUAAAGCCAUCAAACAAAAUGCCGACUACUGUGAGCAGUUUCUUCGAUAUGAAUGCUUUGCUGCGUUACGCUCAGACGCAGCGUGGAUAAAUAUGCAUCAUCAAAGAGCAUUUUAUUUUGCUGGGAAUGGAACUGACAAUGAUGCAUGUGCUUGUGGUAUUGAAGACUCGUGUGAUGCACAGGGUGUGAAAUGUAAUUGCCAAAUAAACGACAACGUUUGGAGAGAAGAUUCGGGUUUCAUUACAAACAUCACUGCUUUGCCAAUGAUUACCUUUGAAGGCGGCGAUACUGGUAGUACACAUGAAAGAGCGUAUGUUACAAUCGGACCACUUCGUUGUCAGCGACUAGAUGUAUGAUAUAUGGGCGUGGCGUAUCGUACCAAAACGGCUAGAUCUAAUUAUUAAGUCCAGCUCAAGAUUUCGCCAAGGUCGUCGAGAUGCAAAUAACGUUGCGAUUGUUGGCGUGAUGGUAGGUUAGGUUUGGAAUAAAUCUUAGGGCUAGGAUUAGCGCUAGCCCUGUUUACAUCUCGUGACCUUUAAGCAAACUUAACGUUGGUCUUAUGAAAUGGGUCUAACCUACCAAAACAACCGGCAAGAUAUUUACACCAGGGACGGACCAUAGAGUUAUAUACAGAAACUAGAGUUCGGACUAAUCAUGUGACUCGCAUGACAGGUUUUUAUUAUAAAUUUUAAUUGUAUACAAUUCAAUAUUUUAAAUAUUUAUAUGCUUUGUGAUAUUUAUUUUUAAUUUUAGAAAAUUCGUAACUGUAAUAUUUGUUUUUGUUGAUGUAUAGGAAUAGUGAUUCAUAACUGUGAAAUUUGUUUUUAUUGAUGUAUACAUGAAUAGUGGAAUAAUUUAGCCUGUCUCAUAUUUCAUCCAAUGUUUGACGUAAUAUAAUUAUAUGCCCGGAUAGAAUCCACACUACGUCGGGGGGUUGGAUGGCUGAAUGGUUAGCGUGCGCGCGCUGUAUCAUAAAGUCUGUCAUUGAGUCGACUGGCGUGGUUUCGAAUCCCCGGUUGUACGUGGCAAGGAGUAGGUCGCCUGUCCAACCUCGUGGGUUUUCUCCGGGGCCUCCGGUUUCCUCCCACUGCUAAAGACCCCUACGUGCAAGCGAAUUAUGUAAAUAAAAUUAAACCAUAUGUUAGUCCCGAAAUGACCUAGUUUGUGUCGAGUGGACGUUAAACCCCAUUUCUCUCUCUCUCUCCCCCACACUACGUCAUAUAUAACCAUCAGCAUAUGUUUGAUGUAAUAUAUAGCCCGGUUGGAGCUGACGUGCCAAAAAACUCCGUUUCAUGUAUUCAUUCAUGUAUUCAUUCAUGUGAAUACAUGACGUGUUUGAGAAGUUAAUAAUUAUGGAACAUUUUGCCGAAGAUGUGAUUUCUACUCACCAAAACAACUAUUUGCAGGUUGAACAGAUUCCAUGCAUACUACGUUGAUUUUAACCAAAGAAAAAACUUUCAUAAAUUUUUGUAUUAUAUUAUGAAAU